Aspergillus alliaceus is the source of this 2466-nucleotide messenger RNA. RefSeq lists its product as uncharacterized. Gene Ontology annotation, molecular function: CoA-ligase activity. The transcript has a single exon. Gene Ontology annotation, biological process: secondary metabolic process. The coding region runs from base 352 to 2040 and encodes 562 amino acids. The record is from RefSeq and is a predicted model, not a curated record. NCBI's taxonomy places the organism in Eukaryota, Fungi, Ascomycota, Eurotiomycetes, Eurotiales, Aspergillaceae.
UCAUGUAUUGAAAAGUUUAGAAGCCUCGUAAUAUAAACCAUAAGCGGUAUUGGGCAUGUGCACCGCUAGGUACAUCACAUGACCAGUUUCGGGGCGCCCGACCUUUUGAACGAGGGCUGCUGACCUGUAACCUGACAACGACGGUAUGACCCACAUCCGCCUUAUAUCGGUAAAGAAUGGGGCGAGAAUAGGAUGAGGUCAACGACUGUUUCCCUUCAGGUUACGUCAUCCCCUAGGCGUAACAUAUUCAUGAUUGAUAUACAAGACAACUACCGAGAACCCCGGUACUAAUCAUCCUACACCCGUACAUGCCUGCUGCUCUCGGACCGGUGGUCUGCCCGUCCUCUAAGUAUGCCCAAUAUCAUCUACCGCUCACCCCUUCCCGACGUGGAGUUGCGCAACGAGGAUCUCGUGUCCUUUCUCUUCUCAAAUCCAUACAACAGCCCCAGGGAGAAGGCACUCUUUAUUGAUGCGAUUUCUGGAAGCAGCCACACCUACGCAGAUGUUCUCCACCGAACACGAUCUUUGGCCUGUGGCCUUCGGAAUCUGGGUAUCCAGCCGGAUGACAUCGUGUCCGUAAUGAGUCCGAACUCUAUCGAGUACCCAAUCAUUUGCUACGCUAUCAUAGGCUGUGGUGCCACAGUAGCGCCCUCUGAUGCCUCCCUGGUCCCUGAUGAGGUCCGACACCAGCUCCAGAUUACGCAGGCCACGUAUCUCAUUAUUCACUCAUCCCUGAUGCCCACCGGGAAAGAGGCCAUCAAAGGGACUGCAGUCCAGUGUGUCAUCCAGGCAGAUGGGGAUGCACCACGGGAGAGUGGGAUGCCCACCGUGAAUGACUUGGUUGCAAGCAGUCCGGCGCAGGAUCUAUUAAUGACCCCGCCGGCCUUGCUCGACAAACGCCCUGCUUUCAUUUGUUUUUCCUCGGGGACGACAGGGCCCACCAAGGGGGUAAUCAUCACCCAUCACAACAUAACCGCUAAUUUACAACAGUGGAGUGCGCUAUACCUGCGGGGAAUAUCGCCCAGUCCCACGGGAGUGGCAUUUAUGCCCUUCAGCCAUAUUUCCGGCAUCAGCACUGUUGUCUGUGGCGGGAUGCUGCGGGGGACGACCACUGCCAUCCUGCCACGAUUUGACAUAGAUGUGUUCCUGCGUAAUGCUCAACAGCUUCAACCAGACGAGUUGUCACUAGUACCGCCUAUUGCCAUGUUAUUAGUGAAUCACCCCCUUGUUCCCAAGUAUAACAUUCGCAGCGUAAAGAGAAUCUUUUCUACGGCAGCGCCGUUGAGCAGGGAGUUGGCCCGUGCCCUGGAGGAGCGUUUCCGCACGCUCUAUGGGACGACCGUUCACUGUCACCAGGCCUGGGGUAUGACCGAGACCAGCCCCUUAGCCACUGGGGUGCCUCCGGACCGUAUUGACCGGCGUCACACUGUCGGGUGCAUCGCGCCAAACAUGGAGUUUCGCCUGGUCGACCCAAAGACACUGCAGGACGUGAUGCAGGUGGACGCUAACGGCACGCUCCAGCCGGGCGAGAUCCUCUGCCGGGGCCCCAAUGUGACAAAAGGGUAUUAUCGGAACGAGGCGGCCACGCGCGGCCUGUUUCAUGCGGAUACGGACGGGGUGACAUGGCUGCGGACGGGCGACAUUGCAACUAUCGAUCUCGAGGGAUAUCUGACUAUUCAAGGCCGUAUCAAAGAGAUGAUCAAGUACAAGGGCCUUCAGAUCGUUCCUAGCGAACUCGAAGGUAUGCUCCUACAGCAUCCAGACAUUGCCGAUUGCGCCGUCACAGCGCUGUGGGCGGAGGAUCAGGCGACCGAGUUGCCCGUGGCGUUUGUCGUUUUGACGCAGUCGGCCCAGUCACGAUGCCUAUCUGAUGUCGCUCGACGCAUUGAUUCGUGGCUUAAUGAGCGGGUUACACCACACAAGCGCCUGCGUGGUGGCAUCCGAUUCAUCGACACCAUCCCUAAGAGCGUUAGUGGGAAAAUCCUGCGGCGCCAAUUACAGAAUCGUUUGGCUCACAUUGGACCUUCAUCACGGUUAUGAUCUCUUCCCAAGAGGUCCCGGAGGGCGGUUAUUGCCUUCUCAAUAUGUAGCACAAUUGCGCACGGGUGUGGUGAGGCGCCAAGAAAGAGUCAAAGGCCGCAGAAAUGCAAAAGCUGGGCUCGUUAAUUUGGGACUUACUUUGAAAAUUGGAUCACAAAUGGAGCUGUGCAUGGUAAGAUGGGCAGAAAAUGAUUUGACGCAUUAAGUGUAGAGUGCAGUAUCAUUAAGAACCACCACUUUGUUAUUCAGGCUGCUCUUGAUGCCUAUUUGUUUAAAAAACAGUCAUUGGUAAUGUAGUCACCUAGUCACGCAAUCAUUUCAGUGCUGGGAUUCCACCGUAGAUCUUUUAUCAAGGUGUCUUCUUUUCGUGCCAUAAUGAAAUAUCUUCAUCCCAGCGGAUGUUGCCGACCCGAGGAUCAUUGUCAC